Molecule: messenger RNA, 1017 nt
Organism: Anthostomella pinea
Lineage: Eukaryota; Fungi; Ascomycota; Sordariomycetes; Xylariales; Xylariaceae
Source: the annotation of a GenBank genome assembly
AUGAGAACACACAUAACUUUCCUCGGCGCCCUGCUCAUCAGUGAGGUCGCUGCUCAGUUCGCGCAGCACGAGGUUCGCGGGUUUGACCUCGUUGAUCUAGAGCCGACACAUUUACCGCAGGAACCAAACGAGGCCCACGAUGCAUACGGCGCAGAACCCACCCUCGUCUCUUCGAGUGCAGCCAGCGCCAGCGACGUAGUAUACGAGGGCGCCGAGCUCUCCCGGCGGAUCGAUCUCGGUAGUAGCGUCCCAAACAUUGACGACAUCAGCGACCAAGUCUUCAACAACGUCAAGGGCGAGGUAGCCGACGCCGCCAACGCCGCGACCAAAGGUGUGUCCGACGCCUUGUCCAAGGCCCUGUCUACCCUCUCCGACGCUGCAAACGCAGCCAAGAAAGCCGUGCAGGAUGGCAUCGACGCGGCCGAGAAGGCCUUCGACGAUGUGAAGAAGACGAUCGAGGACCUGUUCAACAAGGCCAAAGCCGAGCUCGAGAAGCUGCUCGAUGAGGCCAGCAACGCGAUCCGUCAGUGGGUUUGGGAGCAUAUUGGUAGACCGCUCGUGAUCAUCCUGGUCAUACUCUCGAUACCCUUCGUGUUGCUGUUCCUCUGGGGCGUGCUGGCACAUUGCCUGAAAAGCCGCGCCGAGGGCGCCGAGGACCCGUCGCCGAGCUCAGCUAACGUCGAGAUGCGUCCAAUGGGCGCCGGCAGCGGCAGUGCCGGUGAGACCAAGAGUACGAGUUCUAGCGGAUCGACAAUAGCGAGAGUUAUUGUGCGCGGUUGGGAUAAGCACGGACAGGGGCUCCUGGGUCUCUUCCCGGUUCUCGGUAGCUUCGUGGCGUGGAGGGCGAGGAGUAGGCAGCUCGACGAGAUGGCUAGGCUAAAUAAGCGGCUCAAAAAGCAGCUCGAGGAGAUUACUAGGCUACGUAAGGACGUUAACUGGCUGAUGGGGGAGAUGAGCAACUGGCGUCCUUCACGUCCUGAGCCGAAAGAGAACCCGUUCGCGGGGGGUGAUGAGUAA